This is a messenger RNA of Mytilus californianus (California mussel), 2314 nucleotides long. RefSeq names its product S-phase kinase-associated protein 2-like. The record is from RefSeq and is a predicted model, not a curated record. NCBI's taxonomy places the organism in Eukaryota, Metazoa, Mollusca, Bivalvia, Mytilida, Mytilidae. Gene Ontology annotation, cellular component: SCF ubiquitin ligase complex. Gene Ontology annotation, biological process: SCF-dependent proteasomal ubiquitin-dependent protein catabolic process. Bases 20 to 1435 code for a protein of 471 amino acids. Gene Ontology annotation, molecular function: protein binding. The transcript is spliced from 12 exons.
UGUUGGCGGCAACUUCAAUAUGGGGAAAACAAAACAACCUAAAAAAUAUUCUGAAGAAAACUCAAAAGAAAACAAAAAGACCAAACAAAGAAAAAAGAAGUUAACAGAUGAAAAUGAUGGACGUGUACAUAUAAAAUGGGCAGUGAGCCAAGAUCAAACAGAGAGACUUUACAGUGAACUUGGUGUAGAGAAUAUUUCCGAUGAGAGCUCCGAUAGCUGUUACGCCUUAGAGUUAACACCAGCUGUUACAGUUAACAAAGAUAAACCAGUCGCUCCAUGUGCUCCAAGAAUACUGCUUCCAAGCCAAAAGCCAAACCUAAACCACAGUUACACAUCUGAUGACGUAGAACUUAUAUCUCCCUUGUCAACACCAAAUAACAAAAAAUUUCUUCAUUAUUGCCAUGACGAUAAUGAUGAUGAUGUUGAUGAAGACAGUCAGUAUGAUUAUUUUGCAGAACUGUCAGAUGAAGUUAUCUUAAACAUAUUUAAAUGGCUACCACGUUUUACUUUAGCAAAAUGUGCUCGGGUUUGUCAUCGAUGGAGUAGACUUGUUGCUGAUGAUCACCUUUGGAAGAGAAUUGACCUUUCAAACAGAACCUUGUCACCAGGUGUACUAGGAAAUGUUUUGCGACGAGGAGUGCAGAUUCUGAGAUUAGCUAAAUCUGAGAUUGAAGGUCCUGUAUUUAUUUGUUCUCCGAAGGUACUCAGUUUUACAAGAUUAAGCAGAGUACAGUACUUAGAUUUAAGUAUGGCUUCCAUUACAACUCCAAUUCUACAAGAAUUAUUAUCUGUAUGCACCCAUCUUAAGAAGCUCAGUUUAGAACAUUGUCCGCUCAAUGAUGAAAUUUGUCGUUAUAUAGCAGAGAACAAGAACCUAGAAGUUAUCAACAUGAGCAUGUGUCAAGGAAUCACUGUAAAUGGUCUUAUGCCUAUAUGUAACAACUGUACAAGAUUAGAAUCAUUGAACGUUGCCUGGACAGGUAUACACAGACAUAGUGUAGUUUAUCUUUCUCUUUGUUUACCUCAGUCUAUAGAAAAGCUCAAUAUCAGUGGUUGUAGAGAGAAUAUUACAGAUGAAGAAAUUUUACAGUUAGUGAAAAGAUGUUACAGAUUAAGAGAAUUAGAUUUAAGUGACUCAACAGUUAUUACUUGCAACAGCAUUCGUUAUUUAACUCAGCAUUUGAAGAGAUUAGAAUACAUAGCUUUAAGCAGAUGUUAUCGUAUAUCUCCAACUACUAUACCAGAAUUACAGAACAUUUUAUCAUUAAAUGUGGUGGAUGUGUUUGGAAUGUUAAGGAACCAGGCAUUACAACAACUGAGACAGGCUAUUAGUGUAGAUGUUAACAAAUAUCCAUUCUCCAGCAUUGCCAGACCUACCACAGGAGUCAGGAGAACCAGUAUAUGGGGGAUACCCGUCAGAGACAAUAUUUUGUGAUGCAGGUCUGCACAUUAGGUACAUAACCAGUCAGAGACAUUAUGAAAAGGUCUAUACAAUAAAAAGUAGAUUGUCAAUAUCAGGAAGAGAAAAUGUCUGUGUAGUAAAAUACGGUGGAUAUAUGUUGGUGAAAAUAUUUAAUGAUAUAAGUUUGUGUGACUGGAUCCAUGUCCACUAGUACAAUAUAGGAUCAGAUCAACAGGAUAAGCAAUACUGGUUUUACCUUAUUCAAAUUUGAGUUGUCUCCUCUUGAUUAAGUCCACUUUGAUUGACUUGGUAAUUUAUCACCAUGUGUCAGUUUGGAGAUAAACAGAGAGAACUGCAGUUAAAAGUAUACAUGGGAUUCCAAUCAGGGACAAUAUUUUAUAAUGCAAGUCUACAUAGUGAAAAGUUUACAGGGGAUACCAGUCGGUGGCACUAUUUUAUAAUACCAAGUCUACAUAGUGAAAAGUUUACAGGGGAUACCAGUUGGGGGCACUAUUUUAUAAUACCAAGUCUACAUAGUGAAAAGUUUACAGGGGAUACCAGUCGGGGGCACUAUUUUAUAAUACCAAGUCUUCAUAGUGAAAAUUUAUUUGAAGAAAACAAUGAGAAACGAUAUGUCUUAUGUAGGUUUCUAUAAUGAAGAAGCAAGAAUAUAAGGGUUCUGUAUGGAUCAGGUCCACAUAAUGUAGGAGAACUGGUAUACAUUACCUUAGUGUACAUAUCAGUACAUUUUUGUGAAAUGCUACAUUUUAUGUCACUAUAAGUCUAUCAGGGUUACUAGUAUUCCAUAUAUACAUAGUGUUUAAAUCAGGGAUUUAUAUUCUUUAUGAUGGCAUGCAUUUUCACAUUGAGGCCAAGACACAGGUCAAGAUAUGUUUUAAAUGUUGACCAAUG